Penicillium odoratum is the source of this 1227-nucleotide messenger RNA. RefSeq names its product C2H2-type zinc finger protein. The record is from RefSeq and is a predicted model, not a curated record. The transcript has a single exon. Gene Ontology annotation, molecular function: RNA polymerase II cis-regulatory region sequence-specific DNA binding. Bases 1 to 1227 code for a protein of 408 amino acids. Gene Ontology annotation, cellular component: nucleus; cytoplasm. NCBI's taxonomy places the organism in Eukaryota, Fungi, Ascomycota, Eurotiomycetes, Eurotiales, Aspergillaceae.
AUGUCACCCCAAGUUCCUUCAGUGGGUUUCUCCAAUCUACUGAAUCCUGAAGCUACCGAGUCGCAAUCAUCCCACGACUCUGAUUCUACAAUGGCUUCUUCUGUCAGUCUACUGCCGCCUCUCAUGAAGGGUGCGCGCCCCACCAACGAGGAGGUUCGCCAGGAUUUGCCUCGUCCGUACAAGUGUCCCCUUUGCGAUCGGGCUUUUCACCGCUUGGAACACCAGACUCGUCACAUUCGGACGCACACAGGCGAGAAGCCUCAUGCCUGCCAGUUCCCUGGCUGCACUAAGCGAUUUAGCCGCUCCGACGAGCUGACUCGCCACUCGCGCAUUCACAACAACCCCAACUCGCGCCGGAGUAACAAGGCUCAGCACCUUGCGGCGGCCUCCGCAGCUGCCGGUCAGGAUGUCUCCAUGGGUAGCGCGGCCAACAUGAUGCCCCCUCCCAGCAAGCCAAUCACUCGUUCCGCCCCGGUUUCGCAGGUCGGGUCGCCCGAUGUCUCCCCACCGCACUCCUUCUCCAACUAUGCCAAUCACAUGCGCUCCAAUCUGGGUCCUUACUCGCGCACCACCGACCGCGCCUCAUCAGGGAUGGAUAUCAACUUGCUCGCGACAGCAGCUUCGCAGGUGGAGCGGGAUGAUCACAUGGGAUACCACUCAUCACGACACCCCAUCUUUGGAUCGCGUCAGCACAACAGUCGUGGUCUUCCCUCGCUCUCCGCUUACGCCAUCUCCCAAAAUAUGACCCGUUCGCACUCUAACGACGAUGAUGAUGCCUAUGGCCAACAUCGUGUCAAGCGCUCUCGUCCCAACUCGCCCAACUCUACCGCUCCCUCUUCUCCUACUUUCUCGCACGAUUCACUCUCUCCCACUCCCGACCACACCCCUCUGGCUACUCCUGCACACUCUCCUCGUUUGCGCCCAUUGGGAGCAAACGAGUUGCACCUGCCUUCCAUUCGUCAUCUUUCCCUUCAGCACACUCCUGCCCUGGCCCCGAUGGAACCUCAACCGGAAGGUCCGAAUUACUACAGUCCCGGCCAAGGCCACAUAGGCCCAAGUAUCUCCGACAUCAUGUCCAAACCCGAUGGGACACAGCGCAAACUGCCAGUCCCUCAGGUACCGAAAGUCGCCGUUCAGGACAUGUUGAACCCUGCAACCGGCUUCUCCUCCAUAACCUCCUCGAGCAAUAAUUCCAUUGCCGGUGGUGACUUGGCAGACCGUUAUUAA